UUUUUUUAGUUAUAUUCUGUGAACUAUAAGUUGUGCGAACUCAACUAAAGGCGUGUGUUUAAAAUAUUUUGUUAAAGUUGUCGAUUAAUUUUUGGAAUUUGAAGUGACGUGUAAAGCAGCAGUGGUUUUAAUAGCGGAUUGAAGCACUGAAUUCAAAAAUUUGUUAAUCUGAUAUAUAGAAGAAGUUGAUGACGCUCCGCUAUGGGAAAACUACUUUCUAAAAUAUUUGGCAACAAGGAAAUGCGAAUCUUAAUGCUUGGGCUAGACGCAGCGGGGAAAACAACAAUACUAUAUAAGCUGAAAUUGGGACAAUCUGUCACGACGAUUCCAACGGUUGGGUUUAACGUUGAGACUGUAACCUACAAAAAUGUGAAAUUCAACGUGUGGGACGUGGGUGGUCAAGAUAAAAUUCGUCCUUUAUGGCGUCAUUACUACACAGGUACGCAAGGGUUAAUAUUUGUAGUUGAUUGUGCUGAUCGCGACCGAAUAGAUGAAGCGCGAACGGAACUGCAUAGGAUAAUUAAUGAUAGGGAAAUGAGAGACGCCAUUAUUCUGAUAUUUGCUAAUAAGCAGGAUCUUGCGGAUGCAAUGAAACCUCACGAAAUUCAGGAGAAAUUAGGAUUAACUAGAAUAAGAGACCGCAAUUGGUAUGUUCAGCCAUCGUGUGCUACAACUGGAGAUGGUCUUUAUGAAGGUUUAACAUGGCUUACUUCCAAUCAUAAAUUAUGAAAAACGUUAAACACAAAUUAGAGAAUUCAAUAUAAGAUACACAUGCUUACCAUGCUUUUUAGCAAACGAACAACAGUAGCAAUUAAGAGAAAUUUGUAAAUUAUAAUAAAAAAUUUAGAAGGAA
This is a messenger RNA of Ceratitis capitata (Mediterranean fruit fly), 853 nucleotides long. It is a transcript of the gene Arf51F, whose product is annotated as ADP-ribosylation factor 6. Gene Ontology annotation, biological process: intracellular protein transport; vesicle-mediated transport. The coding region runs from base 202 to 729 and encodes 175 amino acids. Gene Ontology annotation, cellular component: cytoplasm. NCBI's taxonomy places the organism in Eukaryota, Metazoa, Arthropoda, Insecta, Diptera, Tephritidae. Gene Ontology annotation, molecular function: GTPase activity; GTP binding. The transcript has 6 exons. The record is from RefSeq and is a predicted model, not a curated record.